AAUUAACACUGAGCCACGCACUGUUCUAGGCCCUAGAGAUACACCACUGAACAAAGAGCUCUUCACAAGAGAGGUGGUGUGGUAGAGUGUUUAUAAGCUUGGGUUUGGGAGCCACGCUGCCUAGGGGUGAAUUACUACCUGUGUGAUCUUAAGUGAGAUAACCCCUCUGCGCCUCAGCUUCCUUAUGUGUAAGAUAGGUAAUAGAUAACCUCAUAGGCUUGUGUGACGGUAAAGUACGCUGAUUCAAUUAAGGUGCCUAGAACUGUGCCGGGUUCAUUAAUUGUUAGGUGGUGGUAUUACUAAACGUCUGGACCUCCCCAUCUCCGCCCCAUUGCCUAGCAUGCUGGGCCCCAAAGCCGGCGAGACUGGGCAGCAGCGCCCCCUCCUGGCUACCGAGAGAAAGAAGGGCGUCCUCCCGAUACUCAGCGGCCCUCCCUGCCCUCUUCGUACCGGCGGACUGGGAAGCCUCAGGAAUUACUCUACCAGCCCAGGUUCACUGAGCGCUCCUCCCGUGGCGGGCCCUGCGCGCGCACUUUGCCAUGCGGGGUAAAUUAGAUCGUCUCAUCUAAUUUUCAAACAGCUCUCUGAGGCAGACACGGUUACUGUUUCCAUUUCACCAAGGGAGAAACUUGAGGCUCCGGGAGGUCGAGUCCCUUGUUCCAAGCCACUCAGCGAGGGAGUGGCGGGACUUGAAGGCAGGAGAGUCUGACUGUCCCCUGCUUCUGUUUGGUCGCGCGGGGCAGCCCGCCCCAGUCACUGCGGCGAGUGCGCGCCAGUGUGCGCGCCCGUUCUGUGCGCGUGUGCGCUCCCCGAGACCAGCCCCAGGGGGCCCGGAGCGCGGCGAAGGGCGUGAGGAAGCAGUGGUUGCCCCGCGGGCUCGCGGAGAACGAGGGCGGGACUUGUGCCGGGCCCUUGCCCCGCCCACCGACCCCGCCUGCAGUGCUUAGGGAGGGAGGAGGCGGCUCUGGGAGCCGAGACUCGGCGGGCGGCGAGGAGCGCGGAGCCGCAGCCGGAGCCGGACGCCGCCGCCGCAGCCACCUGCGCGUCAGUCAUCAAGAUGUCAUGGCACCCCCAGUACCGGAGCUCCAAGUUCCGCCAUGUCUUUGGCAAACCAGCCAGCAAGGAGAACUGCUACGACUCCGUGCCCAUCACCCGCAGCGUCCACGACAAUCAUUUCUGCGCUGUGAACCCCCACUUCAUUGCAGUCGUGACUGAGUGUGCUGGUGGGGGGGCCUUCCUCGUCAUCCCCUUGCACCAGACGGGAAAGUUGGACCCCCACUACCCAAAGGUCUGCGGGCACAGAGGGAAUGUCUUAGACGUCAAAUGGAACCCUUUCAAUGAUUUUGAGAUCGCCUCCUGUUCUGAAGAUGCCACGAUUAAAAUCUGGGACAUCCCCAAGCAGCUGCUGGCAAAGAACCUCACAGCCUGCAAGAAGGAGCUGGUGGGCCAUGCCCGCAGGGUGGGCCUGGUGGAGUGGCACCCCACAGCCGCCAGUAUCCUCUUCAGCUCCGGCUAUGACUACAAGGUGAUGGUCUGGAAUCUGGAUACAAAGGACGCUGUAAUCAUGACCCCCGUGAAGACAAUUAACUGUCACCAAGACGUGAUCCUCUCCAUGUCCUUCAACACCAACGGCAGCCUGCUGGCCACUGCCUGUAAAGACCGCAAGAUUCGGGUUCUCGACCCCCGAGCAGGGGCCGUCCUCCAGGAAGCCAGCUAUAAGGGGCACCGGGCCAACAAAGUGCUAUUUCUGGGGAACCUGAAGAAGCUGCUGUCCACGGGCACAUCCCGAUGGAACAACCGGCAGAUGGCCCUGUGGGACCAGGAUGACCUCUCUGUGCCUCUCGCAGAGGAGGACCUCGAUGGCUCCUCAGGCGUGCUGUUUCCGUUCUAUGACUCGGACACCAACAUGCUCUACGUGGUGGGGAAGGGAGACGGGAACAUCCGCUACUAUGAGGUCAGCACUGACAAACCUCACCUAAACUACCUGACCGAGUACCGCUCCUAUAACCCACAGAAGGGGAUCGGUGUUAUGCCAAAGAGAGGUCUCGACGUGUCCUCCUGUGAGAUCUUCCGCUUCUACAAGCUGAUUACAACCAAAAGCCUCAUCGAGCCCAUAUCCAUGAUUGUACCCCGGCGGUCGGAAUCCUACCAAGAGGACAUCUACCCGCCCACGGCAGGUGCCCAGCCCUCUCUGACGGCCCAGGAGUGGCUCAGUGGGAUGAAUAAAGGGCCAGUCCUGAUGUCCCUUAGGCCUGGCUCCGAGCUGCUGAGGCCCCAGCCUCUGCCCCCAGAGAGACCCCUCUCCAAGCCCAGGCCCCACACCUCGCCUCGUCUCUUCAACCAGACAGAAAAGCUGGCUGCAGAAGAUGGCCGGAGACCCCUCUCCCUGCUGGAGGAGAGGGCUCCACGUUGGGCAGCAGAACACAGACUGGAGGAGAAGAAAACUUGGUUCACAAAUGGCUUUGACAUCUUCGAAUGCCCCCCACCAAAGACAGAGAACGAGCUGCUGCAGAUGUUCUAUCGGCAACAAGAUGAGAUCCGAAGGCUCCGGGAGUUGGUGACCCAGCGUGAGGUCCAGGCCAAACAAUUGGAACUGGAGAUCAAAAACUUGCGGAUGGGCUCAGAGAGGCUCUGAGCGGGGUCCUCUGCCCUCCUCGCCCUCAGGGACACCACUCGGCUCAUGGGGAGGUCCGGAACCAAACCACAGGUCCCCCGAGAACAGCCACUAUUUCUGUAUUUUUUACCAGAGAUGAAACUCUUGGUCGCUGAAAGAUUCCAGUGGGACCUGGUGCCGAUUUUCUAUUUGCCUUCUUGAAACAGUGUCUGAAUUGACUCUUUUUAGAUGAUACCUUGCCUUCUGUUUAAUUGUUUUGAAGGGUCCACGGUAACUUCUCAAGGGGAAGAACAUUGUAGAAAGUUAGAGCUGGAAGGUCCUAGGAGGUGAACCUUCCUGUGUUUUUCAAACUGUGGUCCAUAGCAAGGGGGGAAGGCUAAGUCAGGAGGGCUGUGCCCCCCCCGCCUCCAUUCCUACCAGUCAGCUCCCCUUCUUUCUGUUUUAUACAUUAGCUUCUAUGGAAUACAUAAUUCUGCUACUAAAAAAAUAUUAGAAGUUUGAAAACCAGUGACGUGGCCCAACUUCCUUAUUUUACAGGUGGAGAAACUGAGGCCCAGAGAGAGGCAAGUAAUCAACCAAGGUCCCCAGAGAGUUCAUGGCCAGGCUGGGCUGAGCUUCUGGUCUCCUGGGUCUGCCUUUCUGCGGUUUAUGAUGCAGCAGAUGUGCAGUUCUCAGCCCACAAGGCAGGAAUCCGUUGGUUCUGGCCUCAGCUGUGCCCCUGACUUGCUCAGUGACCUCUUGCAAGUCAUUACCUCUCUGGUCUCACUUUCUCCAUCUGAACAAGGGGGACCCUGGAAUGCGCUGCCCUCUAUAGGAUCUGCCACCUGAGAUAAGAAACCUUGGCCUUGACCUAAGGAAAACUACUUGUAGGGUGAUGAUCUGGGUUUGCUGCAGGAACUCCAAAGACAUUGACAAAGAGGCAGAGGAAGUUUAACUUCAGGGAAGUAAAGUCAGGGUUCAGCCUAAUUGUAGAACACAGACAGGAGGCCAUCCUCUCUCUCUUCAACCAGAAUCAGCCGAAUAUGGGUAGACACUAUCCCUUAUGUGGGGAUGCAGACAGCAGAGUGGUGCCCAUGGCUACUGACUGCCACCACCAAAGCCCUGAGGUCGCAGAGUCUGCCUCCUCCAGGAUGAUG
This is a messenger RNA of Kogia breviceps (pygmy sperm whale), 3750 nucleotides long. RefSeq names its product coronin 2A (gene CORO2A). Gene Ontology annotation, molecular function: actin filament binding. The record is from RefSeq and is a predicted model, not a curated record. NCBI's taxonomy places the organism in Eukaryota, Metazoa, Chordata, Mammalia, Artiodactyla, Physeteridae.